GGCUUCGGUCCUCCUUUUUCGUUCUCCCCGCUCCCCCCGGGCCUGGAUGACGAGGCAUUUUCCCUCUCCAGGGUUGUCGUUCCGCCUUCCCCUUUUCAUUUCCCCCCCAAGAUGGUUGCACGGCGUCUAAUGCGGGCGAGAAGCGUUUUCCUUCUCAGCCAGGCAGGCAGGCAUGGGUGUGGGCGGGAGUCUGACACUCCCACCUGGUUGUCGCCGCUUUUCAAAGCAGCAGCUUUCCUUUUCGGUGGCGGUGGCCAACCCUAUCCAUGGUGUGGGGGGAGGAAAAGACAAAUCCCUGUGACCCGUGCUAUUUUUAUAGAAAAAGAGGAGCCGGAUAUCCCCAUGAAUCUCCCUUGUUCUCUUAUAAUGGCAGUGGCGCCCACCUGAGAGGUGCCGGAGUUGAGUUCGGGCGGAAAAAGCCCUGCCUCUGUGACUCAAAGAUGAUGCUAGUUCCUUUGAUACUGUGUGUAAUCCUGCUGAUAGGAGGGAGCGAAACUCAAAAUGAUGACUGGGUUGAUCCAACAGACAUGCUGAACUAUGAUGCAGCUUCAGGAACCAUGAGAAAGCCUGAUAAGUUACUGCAGGUAAACCAGGAUGAUUCUGAAGAUAAGAAAGUUCCCCAAAAAUCAGUGGUAGAAGAAAAUACUGUGGAUGUUUCCAUGUGCCAAAAGCAACUAGAUUCUUUAAUUCUUAAGCUUGAAGAAUAUGAAAAGAAAGAUAAAGCCAAGUUAUAUGAAAGCAAUAGCAUCCAUGUUUUCAAGAGAUAUUUGAAUAAGAUUUUAAUUGAAGCUGGAAGACUUGGUCUUCCUGAUGAUAACACUGGAGAUGUGCAUUAUGAUGCUGAGAUUAUCCUUACAAGACAGACAUUUAAUGAAAUCAACAGGUUCCUUAAUGAAGAGGGCUGGAAAUCAGCUGCUUUGGAUGAUGCACUCAGUGAUAUUCUGAUUAACUUUAGGCAUCAUCAUGCUGAAGUUUGGAAAUGGAAGUUUGAGGACACAUUUGGGGCUGACGCAUAUAAUGUCUUUAUGGUACUUCUGUGUUUAGUGUGCAUUUCAGUAAUAGUUGCUACGGAACUAUGGACACGCAUUGGUUGGUUUACACAGCUCAAACGUGUUUUAUUCAUAAGUUUUCUCAUCAGUUUUGGGUGGAACUGGAUGUACCUAUAUAAGGUAGCCUUUGCUCAGCAUCAAGCUGAAGUGGCAAAAAUGGAAAAAUUUGAUACUGUAUGUGCUGAGAAGAUCCACUGGAGUGAUGGUCUAAUAGAAUGGUUUAGAAGCUCGAUGACGUUCCAAGAUGAUCCUUGUCAAAAGUAUUAUGAAACCGUAUUAGUAAAUCCUAUUUGGCUUGUUCCUCCAACAAAGGCGUUGGCUGUUACAUUUACCAAUUUUGUAACGGAGCCAUUGAAGCACAUAGGUCAAGGAAUUGGUGAAUUUAUUAAAGCACUCAUGAAAGAGAUUCCAUUGCUGCUACAUAUUCCUGUGCUAGUGAUCAUAGCAAUAGCAGUUUUGGGUUUCUGCUUUGGGGCUGGAAGCUCAGUGAAUGCGCUAAGGAUGUUAAGCUACUCAGACAAGCAGCCACCUCCAGCACUUCCUCCAACAGAUAAACAGCCGCCUGCGCUUCCCCCAAGGGGCAAACAGUUGCCUCCUGCACUUCCUCCAAGGGAUAAACAGCCGCCUCCUGCCCUUCCUCCAAGGACCAGAGCAUUACAAGAACAAAUGCUACAUCUGCAACCAAAUGAUGCAGGUGAAAAUGGUGUCAACAUUAUAGAAAAUAUGGAGAAUAUGUACAAUAUUUACUCCAUCAAGAGAGGACCUUAUGACAGAGGAGAUGCUUCAGUAAAGUCUUCAGAAGAAGUAAAUUCACAAACAGAAACAGAAAAAAAGAACAGUGAAGACUGUCCUAGUGGAUUAGAUACCAAACCAGGUGAUCAAGCUACUGAUAGAAUAGAGAACAGCACAGAUCAAAGCCUGGUUGAACUGGACAGACCUAGCCGCAUAGAAGAAUUUACAAGAGGCAAUGAAGAUGAAACAAAAUGUAACUUUAAAGAGGACAGGAGUGUGCAGCAAGAAGUUCCGGAUAUAACAGGAUGUAAGAAGAAAGAGAGCCGCUCAUGUGAAUUAGAAGAACCCACAGAGAAGAUUGUAGAACAUUUGAGCUUUACUGAACAAAAUCAGAGGAACACUGCUUCCUGAUAGACCUCCUAAUACCAGGCAAAUCAUUAUUUUUUAUGCCUCUGCUAACUAACAAAUGUUCAUGAAUAUACUUUUGUCAGUUUUCAUUCUUAUAGUACUUGUUUGCAUAUUAGGUAUCAGGCAUUUUUUUUCUCGAAGACCUAAAUUUUAUUUAUAAAGCACCUUUGUUUCCAUACAACAGCUUCCAACACAUUUUGGAAUGUAAGCCUAAAAGGGACUCUACUGCUAAAAUGCUUUUAAAAUUUGUGCAAAAACUUCUGUGGGAGGGUGUAGUUUCAAUAAAUAUACACAGCAUAUUCUAAGUUUUUUUAUAGUUAAUAUUUGCCAACUCUUACAAAAUGUUACUAAUGAAAUUUCUUUUAUAUUCGUAUCUGUAGCAGCUGUUAUUUAGGUUCAGCAGGAGAACUUUUAUUUAGCUGUGACUUUCCCCUACCCCAAAAUCGAGAACUAAUUUUUACCAGGGGUCAUGUAUUUGCAUGAGGAAGGCUUGAACAUUGUGUGGAGAAGGAAUGUUGGUUCAUACUUAAGUUCAUGUUCUUCAAAGGUAGGAGAAUAACCUCAAGUGGGUUGCUCUUCCCUGUCCCUAGGUCGAUAGGACCAUGCAAAGCAAGCUCUCUGACAGAGAGAGCACAUCUUCAGCCAUAACAGUCCUGCAAUCUAGCCCCCACCCCACCCACCAAAAAACAAAACAAAACCCAGUAACAGACAGGAAAUAAUGGAAGAAGUCUCUUAACAAAUGGGAGUAACAAAUAACUAGAGUAGCCGAAAAAGCUCCAGGGUGGGUAGGAGAUAGGACCUUACCACAAAAGGAACUUAUCUGAGUUAAGAACCAACUGCAUUCUCUUUGGAUCAGUUCAUUUACUUACAGACAAAACAGCAGGUUUAGCUAGUAUGAAAAUAUUUAUUUUUCUCCUGUGUUUUUUUUGUUAAAAAAACAAUGUAAUACUUGUCAAUUGUUUUGGAACAUUCUAUACUUCUUAGAUGUUAAAAAACCUUUGAGGUUAAGUCUAGAGUUUUCCUAUUUAAUUACAUAAUUUUAGCUGGAUUUUUUUUCAUAAGCUCUUGUGAAAAGUACCUUUAAACACUAAACCAUACGAAACAAAAAAAUAUUUACAGAGAAAAUUGAAACAGUGCUCUAUAGAGCUUUUUACAAACAUUUUUAGAUAUGUUUUUUUCAAGCUGUGGCAGCAGUAACUGUACCAUAAACUUUUCCCCUUAAAGGCAUUGUUUCCUGUUUUAUUAUUUUUUAAAAAGGAAUUCCAGUAUUACAAAUUCAUCUGUUUCUCUUCGGUGUGCUUUUGAAGAAGUCCAUUAAUUAGAAUUUGCCCUCUUCAAAUCAGAGGGUAGAAAGACUCUCUGUUCAUCCAUUCUCUUCCCUUGGGAUCUCAAAAUAAGGCUAAAGAAAUCUUCAUCAGGUACAGUUGGUCCUUUUGUGUUGAUUGGUGGUGGUGCACAUCUCUGAUCAUCUAGUCUAGAGCCCUAAAAUCAAAACAAAGUAGGACAGGAGUUACAGGUAAAAUCCACUGUUUAAUCAUUCCACAGUUCAAUUCAUCUUGUUUGCCCAUGUUAAACCUAUUAAAAGUCAUAACAUUCACAUUUUGGCAGAAUAUUGUCAGCUAUGGUUUCCUGUCCUUUCCCAGCAGAAACAGCAUAUACAUUGCGUGUUCCUGAUUGAAUAUUCACUCAGAAGCAGUACUAUAGCACUACUGUCUGUUCCUCCAGUGACAAAGAAAGUAAAGAAUUGUGGUGGGUUGUUUUGAUUUGGUAACAUGGUGGCCAACUUGAAGCUGGUUAAAAGAUUUCGUAGACCAAAAUCCUGGAAAAACUAUUUUACUUCCACAGCAAAUACACUUGGAAAACAAGUGCUAGAAACAUUUGGAAAAUCUUAAGUGAUAGGAUGUGUGUUUUUGAACCUGUCAGUAUGCUAUUCUUCAUUGUUACUGUUGGAUAACAAUGUGGUGAGUUUCUUGUUCUCAUUCUUUAUAUUUAUAAUAUGUGAAAAACCAAUAAAA
Zootoca vivipara (common lizard) is the source of this 4204-nucleotide messenger RNA. RefSeq names its product chloride channel CLIC like 1 (gene CLCC1). Gene Ontology annotation, molecular function: chloride channel activity. Gene Ontology annotation, cellular component: endoplasmic reticulum; membrane. The record is from RefSeq and is a predicted model, not a curated record. NCBI's taxonomy places the organism in Eukaryota, Metazoa, Chordata, Lepidosauria, Squamata, Lacertidae.